GCGGCCCCUCACUUUCUCAACACUUGGACAGAAGGAACUGAUACUGUGCCUGUGAUUUUGUGUGUGUACAUGUGUGUGUGUGUGUAUGUGUUUGUACUUUGGGUGUCUUCCUGAGCACUCUCCGGACUGAACUGUACACGAACAUGACUGACGGGACUUUCUAACACACUCCUCAUGCUGAAUGUUCACACCACAGGCUGAUGGAACCAGCACCUCUGUUGACCUCCUAAAGACGGACACACAGAACAGCGUUUUUCAUCCAGUAGCAGAUUCCUCUGUGGCGCUGCCGUUGUUGAACACGGCCUUGUUUCCCAUGGACCUCAGGGUGGGAGAGCGGGGGAUGCGCCCUUGCUCGGACACGGCGCUCCUCACCCCGCUGCACCCACCUUUACUCCUCGCUCCGUUCUCCCCUCCGCCCCGCACCUCCUUCUCACAGCAGCAGCUGCACCAGCACAUCCGGUUCAACAUGGAGCAGAGGAGGCGGGAGCAGGAGCACCAUGAGAAACAGGAGCUGCAGCAACUGAAAUACAAAGAAAAGAGUCAGCAGAGCGCGGUCGCAAGUUCUCUGGUGAAACAGAAACUCCAGGAGGUGAUUCUCAAGAAGCAGAAACAGGCGGCGCUCGAGAGAACGAACUCCAACACUCUGACUUCAGCUCCUGUAGCGUACAGGAAGCUGGGCCCAGACCCGAGUGUAUCCUCCCAGCCUCUUGUCACUUCUCCAACACAUCCUCCUUCUUCUGAGGGUUCAGAAGGGACGCCGCUACGCAGAGCAGCGUCUGAGCCCAAUCUAAAGGUGAGACACAAGCUGAAGAAACACCUGAACACCAGAAAGAGCCCCCUGACCCGCAAAGAGAGCGCCCCAGCUACUGUCAAACACAGAGUACCUGACACACUGGACUCGUCCCCCAGCAGCAGCAGUACUCCCGUCUCUGGCUGCAGCUCUCCUAACGACAGUCUGCCCAAUGAGAACGGUCUGCUGCCAUCUGCAGGCGGCCUCUCACAUGAGGCCCAGAAGCUGCUGCUUCGAGACGGCACUCUGACCCUGCCCACCAUCACACUGGGACUACCAGCCAACGCCAGGGCUGAAGGAGAUAUGUCCUCUCUGAAGCUCGGUCAGAUGCCGCUGGUUACAGCCGGGGGCUCGCCGGUCUUCCUCCCUCUGAGCAGAAAGGAUCAGACGGGGCAGCUGAACCCUCACCUGCCUGUCAUCAUCCUGGAGCCCUCUGGACUGGUGCACUCUCAACUGCUCUCUGUUCCAGGCUUAGACCCCGUCCAACUCCAGUUCGCCCCCCAGUUAGACCACCUGACUCCCGGAGGCGCUCAGCACCACAAGCCCCUGAGCAGAACACGCUCGGAGCCCCUCCCUCAGAGCCCCCUUCACACACAUCUCCUCCAGCAGCAGCACAACACACAACUACUAGAGAGGCUCAAACAGCAAACUCACCUGGGCAAGCUGAUGUCCAAGUCCAGCGAGAAGCCCAGACUGCAUCAGAUCCCCUCAGAGGACAUGGACUCAGAAGACGGCGGCGGGACAUCGCCAACAGAGCCAACCUAUCAGAGCAGAGCGAGGGCCGAGUCACUGAGGGAGGCGGGGCCAACAGCAUCCAAGAGCCAUGAGGAGCAAAUGAACCUGCAGCACGCACUUAUACUCAACCAGUCGUUGCUAUGGGAGCAGCAGAAGCAGCUGCAGCAGCUGCAUCGACAGAUGGAGACCCUGGCAGUGCCAAUGAUACGCGGCGGUGUCGGAAGUGGAUUGGGUGUCCAUCGUCCCCUUUCACGCACGCAGUCAUCCCCCGCAUCCACCUCGCUCACUUUGCCUGAGAAACCUUUGAGCCUGACCACGCAGGACGCCAGCAGCAAACCACGCUUCACCACCGGUCUGGUGUAUGACUCUCAGAUGCUGAAGCACCAAUGUACAUGUGGAGACAACAGCAGUCACCCAGAGCAUGCUGGGAGGAUACAGAGCAUCUGGUCAAGGCUACAGGAGAGAGGCCUGAGGGGACAGUGUGAGAGUAUCCGCGGUCGUAAAGCCACUCUGGAGGAGCUCCAGUCCGUCCACACAGAGCGCCAUGUUCUGCUCUACGGCACCAACCCGCUCAACAGACUCAAACUGGACAACCGCAAGCUGGCAGGAAUACUCUCUCAAAGGAUGUUUGUCAUGUUACCAUGUGGGGGUGUAGGGGUUGACAAUGACACCACCUGGAAUGAGUCGCAUACCUCUACAGCAUCUCGCAUGGCAGCAGGCAGCGUUGUUGAGCUGGCCUUUAGAGUGGCUAAACGAGAGCUAAAGAACGGCUUUGCUGUGGUCAGACCGCCAGGGCAUCACGCAGACCCCUCUAAUCCAAUGGGUUUUUGUUACUUCAACUCUGUGGCCAUCGCCGCCAAGCAGCUCCAGCACAAACUCAGCGUCAGCAAGGUCCUCAUCGUUGACUGGGACGUUCACCAUGGUAACGGAACCCAGGAAGUGUUCUACAGUGACCCAAGUGUUCUCUACAUCUCGCUUCAUCGCUACGACGACGGAAACUUCUUCCCUGGCAGUGGCUCUCCAGCUGAGGCCGGUUCUGGAGCAGGGGAGGGCUUCAAUGUGAACGUGGCGUGGACUGGGGGACUGGAGCCACCGAUGGGAGAUGCUGAGUACAUCGCUGCUUUCAGGUCUGUGGUGAUGCCCAUCGCUCAGGAGUUCUCUCCAGACGUGGUUCUGGUGUCUGCUGGGUUCGAUGCUGCAGAGGGAAACCCCGCUCCUCUUGGAGGGUACAAGGUCUCCGCCAAAUGUUUUGGCUUCCUGACCCGCCAGCUGAUGUCUCUGGCAGGAGGCCGUCUGGUUUUGGCUCUUGAGGGAGGUCAUGACCUCACAGCUAUCUGCGACGCAUCAGAAGCCUGUGUCAGCGCACUCUUGGGCAUACAGGAUCCACUGGCAGAAGAAGUCCUCCUCCAGAAGCCCAACGCUAACGCAGUCCGCUCGCUGCAGACCGUCAUACAGAUACAGAGUCAGUACUGGCAGAGUGUGAAGGCCUCCAGUGCAUCAGUGGGUCUGUCUCACCUGGCUGCUCAGAGGAGAGACUGUGAGGAGACGGACGCUGUCAACGCUUUGGCCUCGCUCUCUGUGGGAGUGCUUUCCAACAAGAGCCUUCCAGAUGAGCCGAUGGAGCACGACAGCGACUCCAUGUAGACGACCAAAGUGACCGAUCACCUCUCGCGUUCAGGAUUUUGGGGCCCCACCGACUUCUUGCGCUGUUAUACGACCAUAAGGGGACUUUUGUUUUUUUGUGAUGCCACUGAGCCCCACCCAUCUGCCUUAUUCACACUUCAUCCACACAUCGAAAAAAAAAACACAAUGCUGAACCUCGACGGACCCGCUGUACGACCACCUCAAUGCUGGUGAGCACUCAGCUGACGCCAGCAGCACUACCUGCAACCGGGGAACCUUCAGAAACCUCACCAAAGAGCAAUACAAGAAGACAUUUUUGAAUAGACUUUUACAUUUCUGGUGACUAACGGAGGAACUUUGUGUGUUAAGUACCAAACCUUUGAGCUACAGACAGAAUUCCAAGGAGCACUAUGUUUUUACCAGCAGCUGUUUUAAUCGCCUUAACUUUGCCUUAACGUCAAACAUCAGGUGCAGAAGGAGGACACUUUGGAUUAUAAAUUCCUUUUUCCUUUGCCACUUUGAAAUUUAAAAAUGCAGACCAAACAAGAUGCAAAAAGGCUGACGGGGAGACAGACCCUCAAACGUCAGGAGAAAGCACACACACACAAAAUAUCACAGAGAAGGCAGCAGCUUCAAAUUCCCAGGAGGCGCAGAGAUUAUCUGUUUUCAUGAUGUCAUAACUCGCAGUUUAACCACUAAAAGAAGACGACAAAGAACUCGACAAAGAAGGAACGAGAGGAACAUGAAGAUUACAAACUGGUUUUUUUUGUCGAAACAGAGAAAGAGGGCAGAUGUCCUCGUUGUUUUUUAUUGCACUGUUCAUUCCAUAAUGUGAACCAUGAGAAAUUCCAAAGCUCUGUGUGGGGGGAGGGGGAGGGGGGGGGGGAGAAACACAACUUUGUAGGUUAUUUAAUAGUUUUGGAUACGAUUGUGUUCCCCCACGCUUCAUCUGACAUGUCUUAUGAAGUCUCUGACUCAACUCAAAGGCCGACAUACUGUAGAGUUGUAUUUGAUAUGAAGUGAAUCUGUAGGCAAAAACAUUUAAAAAGCAGGAUGACUUUCCCUCUGCUGUUCUGUGUCUUAAAUACAUUUAUACUGACGCACACACACACACACACACACACAAUGAUGAACUGUGUAUCUACCACUAGUAUUGAUUACUGUAUAUUCUUGUUUAUCUUUGAGACUAAAGGAGCGCUCAUUCCGCCGCAGCACCACUUGAGGACCAUCGUAUUGUUUGAUAUGAGCAAUAAUGUUAAUGCACUUAACGACACCACCCAAAGACGAACGCCUCGAAGCAGCCCGCUCUCCCCUAAGAGCCUGUACAGAGGUGCACCACAAGGGACCGGUCGACGGGGACUCGACAUGUGAAAGACGUUUGAACCUGUGGAUUCUGAUGAACGUCACAUAUGCAGACUUUUGAGUACAAAGACCUGGGCCUGGUUUAAACGCUGUCUUUAUCAUCUAAUUAAUCCGAUCUGGAGUUUGAGGCUUCAUUGCGGUCUAAUUAAGGAAACUUGAGGCUCGUCAUGUUACAAUCAACCUGGACAACGCCAUAAUAGAAAUGGCGGUACGUCAUCUAAGCUGAAUGAUGUUUGGAGUAGAGAUGCACCAUCUUUGAUUUCUAGAGAAAUCCAAUUUAUUGAUAUUUUCCAUCUCAAAUUGGCCGGUUGCAAAACUUAUUUUCCAACCUAUUUUUGUAAAGACCCUUAAGUCUCUCUUGCAGUUUUGUAUGCCUGAAGUUAUCGGUGCAAGGAAAGGAAUCCAGCCAUCCAUUAUCUGUACCACUCUUAUCGUUUGGGGUCAAGACGGGGAUGUAGCCAGUCCCAGCUGUCAUUGGGCGAAAGUCGCCAGUCAGUAGAAAAUAAUGCUUUUCAAAAAAAAUUAAUUUACUGGGAAUAAUAC
Molecule: messenger RNA, 5053 nt
Organism: Labrus mixtus (cuckoo wrasse)
Lineage: Eukaryota; Metazoa; Chordata; Actinopteri; Labriformes; Labridae
Product: histone deacetylase 7-like
Biological process (GO): chromatin organization; negative regulation of transcription by RNA polymerase II
Cellular component (GO): histone deacetylase complex
Molecular function (GO): histone deacetylase activity
Source: RefSeq, a predicted model, not a curated record